AUGAUCGAAAAGAAAGCAUUAGCUUCAUAUAGAUAUGUUCCUAAGCCAGGUAAAAGCUGGAAAAGAUUACCAAGAGUACCAAUGACUCAAUAUCUGGAAACACCAGAGUUGAAUACAGAUAUAAUGUAUAGUGGAUAUAGGCCAGUAAUGUAUCCAGUGAAAGAAAAUCCAUUGUUUAGACAUAAGAAGAAUCAGCAAACUAUAAUGAAUGAUUUUAUAGGUGAAACUACUAGUGAUAUUAGUAAUCAUAAUAACAUUAUGGAUUCUAGUAUAAAGAACAAUGAUACAAACAGUGGAGAAGAGAAAGAGAAAAAGACAAUAAAUAAAUACUUAUUUGGAGAAAACAAUCAAGGAGGUAUUAAAACGUUAGGCAUUAAUGGUACGUGGAAAUACGGACCAAAAGUGCCCUCAAGUCUACUACCGUUUAAUUGGUGGAGUGUGUCAAGUCUCGGGAUGGAGUGCUAUCCAGAAUGGAAUGGAAUACCACGUGAAGUAAUUGCAAAAUUAAAACCAUUUGAUAGAAGUUGA
This is a messenger RNA of Arxiozyma heterogenica, 528 nucleotides long. It is a transcript of the gene SUE1, whose product is annotated as Sue1p. Gene Ontology annotation, cellular component: mitochondrion. Bases 1 to 528 code for a protein of 175 amino acids. Lineage: Eukaryota; Fungi; Ascomycota; Saccharomycetes; Saccharomycetales; Saccharomycetaceae. The record is from RefSeq and is a predicted model, not a curated record. The transcript has a single exon.